UGACAUUCUCAAAAAAGACAGUGUUGUCAAACACGAGAAGACAAAGUACCAUGAAACGGCUGUGUUGUCUGGUGAGAAGUCUGUCCAGGAAAUUCAUACAUCAAAAGCAGCAGAAGCCCUCAAACAACUUCGGGAGGCUGACAGAACCCAAAUGAGUUACAAAUUCAGAAAUGCCCAUGCUGUGGCAAAGUGGGAUCUGUCACUCAAAUCUUAUGCUCGUCUGUGUGAGCUCGAUCAAGCAAAAGGCCUCAAAAUGAAUAACACAUAUCAAAAUGAUAUGUCAGCAAAGCAUUUUAUUGAAUAUCUUGCAAAGGACACACUAUCUUUCAUCCGUAGAGAGGUUGACAAAGCUAACUACCUCUCUAUAACUGUAGACGGGAGUAGUGAUGCUGCAGGCAUAGAACAGGAAUCGAUAUAUGUGCAUUUUGCCAGAGCUGGAAAAGUAUAUCAAAGGUUUAUUUGCUUUGCCUCCCCCGUGACAACUGCCUCUUGUGACAUUUAUGACACAAUUGUAGAAAGUUUGGACAGCUACUUGCCAGAAGCACGUGAUAAACUUGUAGGUCUGACAUGUGACGGAGCUUCCAAUAUGUUAGGUGUCCACAAGGGAGUUGGAGCUCUGCUGCUGAAGGAAAAGCCUGGCUUGGUAAUAACUCACUGCCUUGCCCAUCGGCUAGAAUUAGCCAUAAAAGAUGUGUUUAAGACAAACAAGACAUAUGACAAAGCAAUGACUUUAUUAGUUGGUGUGUUCUACUGGUAUAAACGCAGUUCCAAGCAACAAAAAGAACUAGCUAGAACCUUUAAAGCUCUUAAUCCGAAAUCAGUGCCAUUGAUGCCAACCAGAGCAGGCGGAACAAGAUGGGUUUCUCAUAUGAUGAAAGCCAUCAACACAUUUCUCAGGGCCUACGUCCCUAUCACAACACAUCUUGGACAUGCCUCCAACAGCAACAGCAAGGCUGAAGGUCUGCACAAGUUGGCAACAUCAAUGACCAUUAUGGUUUUCCUGGUUGUACUGAAGAACAUUCUAGAGCCAGUCAGUCGUAUGUCGAAGCUGCUGCAAGACCCAACAACUACUCUUGGCGAUGUG
This is a messenger RNA of Dreissena polymorpha, 1084 nucleotides long. RefSeq lists its product as uncharacterized. The annotation marks the transcript as partial. The record is from RefSeq and is a predicted model, not a curated record. The transcript is spliced from 2 exons. Lineage: Eukaryota; Metazoa; Mollusca; Bivalvia; Myida; Dreissenidae.